CAAUUUUGCUCUUCUUCUCCUUUCUUCCCGCUGCAGCCACUCGAAAGAAGAAAAAGAAAGAGAACCCAGCCAUGCCUUUGAGAAACCGGUAAAGCUUGAUGAUUUUCCCUUCUUUUCUUGUUCUAGAACCUGAUUUGGAACCCAGAAAUCUCCCCCUGCAGGAAGCUUCCGGAUCUGCUCUGUCCUUCCUCCCCUGUCCGCCGGCUGCUCUUGCUUGUGGGGUAUUACGUGAUUCUUCCCUGCACUUGCCGCCGGCUUCUCUCCCAAACUGCAGCUCGGUUUUGCUUGCUAAAUUAUGGUUCUUGAUCGUUCUGUCAGUUUAGUACGUGGAUUGAGUGCUCGGUUUUAUGCGAGUGAGGUAAGUAAAUUUAUGGUAAUGCCCGUACUGUUUUAAAAGCAUGUUUUGAUUUGUUUUUGAAGUGGUGGCGGGACUAAACCCGUUUUACACAAAUAUGACUGAUUUGAAGUGAAAUGUCUUAUGCUUUUCAUUAAAUUGAGCAUGCCUACUUGAAAUUUAAUUGAUUGUCCCGAUGAUUUGAAAGUGAUUAGUGAAUUAUGAAUUUUCUGUUAACUUCUGCCUGUUUUGUCUCCGAUACGGUCAUGUUAUCCUGUUGCCCGCUAGUGGGAGGUCAAACGCUAGCACAUGUCGACAUGUUCCUGAUAGAACCGGUUCAUUCCUGUAAUCCUGCUAGUGGGAGUUAAACACUAGCAAUUCCUGUUGCCUGCCAGUGGGAGGUUUAAACACUAGCCAUGACCUAUAGAGGAGACGUCUAUUUCGUUCUCGUACCGUAUCUGUUUUCGUGAUUGUACUUGUUGGCAUGCUACAAGUUUAAUUAAGGGCACUCCAUAUUUUACUUACUGAGUUUAUCUUAUAGUUUUUCCUUGUCCACCAUUUCAGGAAGUGAAACCGAGGACGGGGAAACCACGGGAAGUGACGAGUUAGAAAGCUAGCCAUUUCGCAAUUGAUAUAGAUUUUAGAAAUAAAUCAUGAUCUUGUAAGCUAGAGUGUAUUUGGAGAUUUUAUGAUAUCAGAAAAUUUUUAAAGAUUUGAUCUUCAGAUUUUGAUGGUAUCAGAUCGUGGUGUGAUAAGUUCCGAGCCUUGUGCAUUUGUGGGACCCGUCUCACGAGUGCACGGCGUCUAUCACGCCUCGGAUUUGGGUUCUGGGGCGUGACAGGAGCCAUCCUAAUUUUUCAUGGAGUAAUAAUCAAGUCAGAUUACC
Messenger RNA from Rubroshorea leprosula, 1220 nucleotides. Lineage: Eukaryota; Viridiplantae; Streptophyta; Magnoliopsida; Malvales; Dipterocarpaceae. The record is from the annotation of a GenBank genome assembly.